GUUCAUUGACUUUUGCUGAUGGCUUGUAGUUUUUAUGCAUUAUAAUAAAUAGAUCUAAGUUCUGCAUCUGAUGCUCAAAUGGAUUCAAGAGCAGGAUCUGGGAAAUAUAGAGUGGAGAGGCAAGUCUUGGAUGAGCAGAGUCUGGAAGAGCUAACAAAGAGAAAAACACUCUCAGAAAUCCACAAACCUCUGACUGAUUGUUUAAAAGACUCCUUCAGAUGUACUCUGCCAAAACUGAAGCGAAGUGUAAUGAGCAGCUGUCCUGUGCUGUACUGGCUACCAAAGUACUCGGUGUGGGACUAUGGGAUGCCUGACCUGGUUUCAGGGAUCAGUGUGGGGAUAAUGCACCUGCCACAAGGUAUGGCAUAUGCACUACUGGCUUCUGUACCUCCUGUAUUUGGGCUCUACACAUCUCUCUAUCCAGCUUUAAUUUACUUCUUCUUCGGGACAUCACGCCAUAAUUCCAUUGGUACUUUUACUGUCCUCAGCAUCAUGGUGGGCAGUGUGACAGAGAGACUCGCUCCUGAUGAGUUUUUCUUGAAAACAAACGGGACCAAUUUAACUUUAGAAAUGGACGUAGCGGCCCGGGACGCUUACAGGGUGCAGGUGGCAGCCGUUACUACCUUCCUUGGAGGACUUAUUCAGGUGCUGUUGGGUGUUAUAAAGUUUGGCUUCGUGGGAACAUAUCUGUCUGAACCUCUGGUGCGGGCUUACACAUCAGCUGCAGCAGCACACGCUGUAGUGGCACAACUCAAGAACUUAUUUAAAGUUUCCCCGAAGCGCUUCACUGGGCCUCUGUCGCAAGUUUAUACUCUGGUGGAUCUUUGCCUCUUGCUGCCAAAAACUCAUCUUCCCACUCUGCUGGUCAGCUCUGUAACGAUCGUUCUCCUGAUUGGAGCGAAGGAGCUUAACUCAUUUCUGAGCACAAAGCUGCCGGUCCCCAUUCCUGUGGAACUCAUCACAAUUGUAGCAGCGACUCUGUUAUCAUCCACUAUACACCUAAACAACAACUACAGUGUUUCAGUUGUUGGAGAGAUCCCGAGUGGUUUAAGCGCUCCCUCUAUGCCCAACCUGAGUCUUUUUGGAGACGUUAUCGGUGACGCUUUUGCUCUGGCCAUUGUUGGUUAUGCUGUAUCUAUUUCACUUGGGAAAACAUUUGCAUUGAAGCAUGGAUACAAGGUGGACAGUAACCAGGAGCUGGUGGCGCUGGGUCUCAGUAAUGCAGUGGGAAGCUUCUUCCAGUGUUUCUCUGUCUGCUCCUCCAUGUCUCGAAGUCUCGUCCAGGAGACCACUGGAGGAAAAACUCAAAUGGCUGGAGUGGCCUCUGGUCUGAUUGUACUGGUGACGAUACUAAAACUUGGGAUGUUGUUCCAGGAGCUGCCAAAGGCCGUCCUCGCAUCGAUUGUGCUUGUGAAUUUGAAGGGCAUGUUCAAGCAGUACUCUGAUGUCAUUACACUGUGGAGGAGAAGCAAAAUCGAUCUGGUGGUUUGGUUAGUGACUUGGAUGUCAACAAUGCUGCUGAAUCUGGACCUGGGUUUGGCUGCGUCCAUUGCCUUUUCUCUGUUCACAGUUAUCUUCAGGACUCAGAUGCCUACAUACUCUGUUCUGGGAAAUGUUCCUGGUACAGAACUCUAUGUGGACAUAGAGACACACAGAGAGGCCAGAGAGGUUCCAGGUGUUACUAUUUUCCGCUCCUCUGCUACAGUUUAUUUUGCCAACGCUGAACUCUACCUGGAGGCCCUGAAAGAAAAGAGUGGGCUUGAGAUUGGUAAAAUGAUUAUUUAUAAGAGGAGGCAGGAGGCCAAACAGAGGAGAAGAGAAAGGAGAGCUGAAAGACGAGCAAAGAGGCAGGCUAAAGGAGAGAAACGGGCACAGAAAGCAGCUAAACAGCAUUCUGGGCCUCCAGAGAUCUCAGUGGAGGAAGACGAGGCUGACGACUGGAGAGACACACACGUAGACAUGACAGCUGCAGAGGAGGAGGAACAGAGCCGGGCUGAGAGGGGAAACGGGACAGUGUUUGUGAUCCCAACCACUCCCCGGACGCCCGACGGUUGCUCCAGGUGGGAGUACCUCAAAGGAGGACAUCCAGACAGCACCAGUUUGGGAUGGAUGUCGGAGCUGCAGGACGGGGACACCACCACUCUGGGCUCCAGCAGCGAGGACACUCUGAGUCGGGAUUUAGAACAGGUCUCUCUUGGGUCUCUUGGGAAGUGGACAUGGGACAUUCACUCCAUCAUCCUUGACUUGUCCACGGCUAACUUCAUUGACACUGUGGCCAUACAGACACUGACAAAUAUCUUCCGGGACUUCAGUGAGAUUGAUGUGGAUAUCUACUUCUCUGGAUGUCAAGCGUCCAUUGUAGAACAACUGGAGCGUGGUGAUUUCUUCUCGGAAACUCUAAGAAAACAACAUGUUUUUGUGUCUGUUCAUGAUGCUGUACUCUACUGCCUCAACCAUCGUGGGGCAGCAUCGCUUCCCAGAUACGACCCAACACCGGCCCUGCAGUGCGGCACAAAAUUUUAAAGGCAACAAGAUAUCAAACGAAAAGAAAAAAAUGAAUGUGAAAGAAGCUGUUAAAUUUCAUUUGGAGGUGAAUGACCAUGAGCAGAAUGAAGUUUAAACAGGUAUUAGGAACUAGCUAUAUAAAACGUACAGUGUGGUGCAGGAGUCAACGUUUAUUUCUUUGGUUUGACUUUUUUAAUCCUUUAUACUUGAUGGUUCCAAGUCUUCUGGUGGAUUUUUAGUGAUUUUUUGGACUUUGGAACUCAUGUUCUGUUUAGUAUCUGUCUAUUGGGGGAAUUGUUUUGUUUAUCAAACUCCUAACUCCAUUCAUUUUGUUCUAAUAGCCUUCAGAACUGAGAGAAUGAACCUGUGUUGUUGUUACAGAUAACACUGAACCUGUUUUAGAUUUGAUCUUUGGGCAUCUUGUUACCAGUAACCUUUCACACAUUUGUUCAUAUUUCUAAAUCUUACAAGUUUGCCAUGUUGCACAAAACGUUUAUUUUUGUACCGAUAAUAUGAUUCUUAAAUUUUAACAUUAAUCUGCAAAAAAAAAAUA
Messenger RNA from Xiphophorus maculatus (southern platyfish), 3058 nucleotides. RefSeq names its product solute carrier family 26 member 6-like (gene slc26a6l1). NCBI's taxonomy places the organism in Eukaryota, Metazoa, Chordata, Actinopteri, Cyprinodontiformes, Poeciliidae. Bases 79 to 2523 code for a protein of 814 amino acids. Gene Ontology annotation, biological process: transmembrane transport. Gene Ontology annotation, molecular function: secondary active sulfate transmembrane transporter activity; chloride transmembrane transporter activity; oxalate transmembrane transporter activity. The transcript is spliced from 19 exons. Gene Ontology annotation, cellular component: membrane. The record is from RefSeq and is a predicted model, not a curated record.